Molecule: messenger RNA, 946 nt
Organism: Dipodomys spectabilis (banner-tailed kangaroo rat)
Lineage: Eukaryota; Metazoa; Chordata; Mammalia; Rodentia; Heteromyidae
Product: olfactory receptor 478-like
Exons: 1
Coding region: 2-946 (314 amino acids)
Biological process (GO): G protein-coupled receptor signaling pathway; sensory perception of smell
Cellular component (GO): membrane
Molecular function (GO): G protein-coupled receptor activity; odorant binding; olfactory receptor activity
Source: RefSeq, a predicted model, not a curated record
GAUGGAUUCCCUGGUGGAUGGGAACCACACUGCAGUGACAGAGUUCAUUCUACUGGGCUUAACACAUGAUCCAGUCCUUCGAGUCAUCCUCUUCCUCAUCAUCCUGUGCAUCUAUCUGGUGACGGUAUCUGGCAAUCUUUGCACAAUUCUCCUUAUCAGACUUUCUUCUCUGGUCAACCAUCCCAUGUACUUUUUUCUCAGCCAUUUAGCCUUUGCUGACAUAGCCUUGUCAACUUCAGUCACACCCAACAUGCUUGUUAACUUCCUAAUGGACAAAAAUGCCAUCUCUUUGCAUGGAUGUGCCUUCCAGCUUGGCUCAGUUGCUGUCUUUGGGGCAACUGACUGUCUCCUUCUGGCUGCCAUGGCUUAUGAUCGCUUCAUGGCCAUCUGUAACCCCCUGCUGUAUUCAACCAAAAUGUCCUCCCAAGUCUGUGUCCAGUUAAUCAUGGUGGCUUAUGCAGGUGGUUUUCUCAAUGGCUGCACUUUUACUACAUGUGUCUAUGUUUUACCUUUCUGUGGACCCAAUAGGGUCAAUCAUUUCUUCUGUGACUUUGCUCCUUUAGUUGAAUUGUCCUGUUCUGAUGUCAGUAUCAUCACAGUUGUUGCCUCAAGUUCCGCUGGCUCAUCAAUUAUGUUCACAGCGAUUGUCAUAGCCAUCUCCUACAUCUAUAUCCUCACCACCAUCCUGAAGAUGCGCUCCACUGAGGGCCGCCACAAGGCCUUCUCCACCUGCACCUCCCACCUCAGUGCAGUCACUUUGUACUACGGGACCAUUACAUUCAUUUAUGUGUUGCCCAAGUCCAUGUACUCCACUGACCAGAACAAGGUGAUAUCUGUGUUCUACAUGGUAGUGAUCCCCAUGUUGAACCCCCUGAUCUACAGUCUCAGGAACAAGGAUAUUAAGGAAGCACUGAAAAGACAGAUGAGUAGGAAAAUAUUUUCUUAG